Messenger RNA from Clavispora lusitaniae ATCC 42720, 4296 nucleotides. RefSeq names its product Arf family guanine nucleotide exchange factor (gene GEA2). Gene Ontology annotation, biological process: regulation of ARF protein signal transduction. The record is from RefSeq and is a predicted model, not a curated record. NCBI's taxonomy places the organism in Eukaryota, Fungi, Ascomycota, Pichiomycetes, Serinales, Metschnikowiaceae. Gene Ontology annotation, molecular function: guanyl-nucleotide exchange factor activity.
AUGCUUGCCCAGCCGAUCUCCCUCUCCGCCCCGGAAAAAACCGAGGGACACAUGUUGUCUGGAUCAUCGCAUAGUGUGUCAGUCGACCCCAUCACUCUUGUCAUCAAUGAGUGCAUGGUGAUUUCGCUGGCGAUGCGCAAAAUGAGCAGAUGGAAUCAAAGCGGCGUAGCAGCGAUUCUUGGCGCAGGCGAUCUUUUCGCCGGCGACGACAGUUUGACAGUGGCGUCUUCUGGCGCACGGGCUAACGGCGGCUCGUUGGCUCCCAACAGCAAUCCGCUCCACUCGAGUUUCUUGCAAUUGCGGGCGAUUUUGACGGAAACAACAGACAUUUUCGCUGUGGACAGCUUGACGGUGUUGCAGCCAUUUUUGUUGGCUAUAGAGUCCAGCACGACGUCAGGGAAAGUCACAGCGUUGGCCUUGGGUGCCAUCACAAAGUUUUUGGACUACGGCAUUGUUUCUCUGCGCCUGAAAAACUUGCAAGGUCUGCUUAUACAGUUGGCGUCAUCCUUGACGCACUGCCGCUUUGAGGCAUCUGACCAGGGCUCCGACGACUCCGUCUUGUUGAAAGUCUUGCGCCUUUUGGAGCGCAUCAUCGAUCUGGAUAUCUCAGCUCUUUUGCCCAACCAGGUGGUUUCCGAAGUCAUCCAAACCUGCUUGUCGCUUGCAUGCAACAAGCGCCGGAGCGAAGUGCUAAGACGCGCCGCUGAGAUGGCAAUGGUAUCCAUGACCGUGCGUAUUUUCUUGCGCCUAAAGGAACUUGAACCUGACCAUCUGAGAACCGAAGAUGUGCCCACAAACUAUGCAGAGUUGCCGGACGAUGUCAUUGGAGGCACGUCCCCUGCGUUUAAAGAGCAAAGUAGCGAGCCGGAGCAAACAGAAUUGUCGCCACGUAAGCACUCGGACAAGCCAGAGAGCCAGUUUGACAUUGAGUGUAUCACCGAGUUCUUGGGCAUUCUAAUAUCUAUGAUCUCUCCCUCAAACCAGUAUCAGCAUAUGGAGUCCACGCGUGUUUUUGCCUUGUCUUUGAUACACACGGCUAUCGAAGUUGCUGGCGUUGAUAUUCCCAAGCACCCUUCUUUGAUGGGAUUAGUGGCCGAUCCCGUAUCGAAAGAUGUAUUGCAAAUCAUCACCACAACUGACUCGCCUGCGCUAUUGCUGGAAGCACUUCGUCUUUUUUGCACCAUGGCUAUCAUCCUCAACAAACACCUCAGCUCACAGAUCGAAUUGACCCUCAACUUGCUCUUCCGCUCGAUUUUACCACCCGAAUCUAAGAACGAUGAGUCCAUCAAGGGCAACAGAACAGAGGUUUCAACGCGGAUUGCAUCAUCCAAGGAAGCUAUUGUAGAGUCGCUUUCUUUGUUGUGGACAAGGUCUCCGCAAUUCUUUUCCCAACUCUUUGUUGAGUUUGAUUGCGACUUUGAAAAGACCGACUUGGCCACUUCGUUUGUCCAUUUCUUGUGCAAGCUUGCUUUGCCUGAAUCUGCCCUAGUUGCUACUGACAAUGUUCCACCAAUUUGUCUCGAAGGUGUUCUUUCCUUGAUUGCAGGAAUUAAUGAUCGUGCUAAAUUUGCUUCCAAAAAAACUGCUAACGACACUUUACACCACCUCAUCACAGACAAGGAAAAGAAGAAGUCUUUUAUUAAGUGCACAGAAAUAUUCAACGAGAGUCCCAAGAAAGGUGUUGCUGCCCUUGCUGAAAAGAAGUUUAUCAGCGAUCCUAAUGAUGUACAUGAAUUAGCUGAGUUCUUCUUUAAUAAGUCUGCAAGAUUGAACAAGAAGGUUUUGGGCGAGUAUUUGGCUAAACCUUCCAAUAUGGAUCUUCUCAAAGAAUUCAUGCACUUAUUCAAGUUUGCUGGCCUCAGAGUUGACGAGGCAUUGAGAUUACUACUCAAAGCUUUCAGAUUACCGGGGGAAUCGCAGCAGAUUGAAAGAAUCGUCGAGUUGUUUGCGGACGAUUAUGUUGAAUGUAUCUCCGACGAAUCGGCUUUGCCAGCUACUGAACCAGGGCAAGAACCUGUAAGGCCAGAUCGUGAUGCAGUUUUCGUUCUUUCCUACUCUAUUAUCAUGCUUAAUACAGAUUUGCAUAAUCCAAAAGUGAAGCAACAGAUGGAUUUGGAAGCUUACAAGAGGAACUUGAAAGGUGUUUAUGGCGGAAAAGAUUUCCCAGAAUGGUACUUGGCUAAAAUAUAUCAAUCCAUUAAGGAUAGAGAAAUCAUCAUGCCCGAAGAACACCACGGCACCGAAAAAUGGUUUGACGAUGUGUGGCACAAUCUCAUAUCCUCGCAGUCUAAGGUUGCCCACAGCAAUCAAGUCUCUGUGGCCACUUUUGACAUGGCCACUUGGUGCCAGUUUGACAAGUUGUUAUUUGAGACCAUUGUCGAUGAGACCAUUGACACUUUGAUCAAGAUUUUCAGAGAGGCGUCUGAUGAUAACAUUAUAACAAAAUUGAUGUCUUCUGUGGACAAAUGUGCAAACAUUUGUAUUCUUUAUGGGUUGACGGAAUCAGUGGAUAAAUUGAUCACUACAUUGUCGGAAAUGACCACUCUUACCAGUACAGAACACCUCAGUAUUGUUCCCGAUGAGAAUGUGCGUGUGGAGAUUCCCAUCACGCAAAUCAAAUUGGAAAAGAAGAACGAGACCAUCACCGUUAGUGAGGUUGCUGUUCAUUUUGGAAGAGACUUCAAAGCACAAUUGGCAACUGUUGUUCUCUUCAGACUCAUCAAGAAAUCUGAUUGUGAAGUAACAGAUUCAUGGCAUUCAGUGAUGAGAAUACUAAUGACUUUGUUCGAAAACUGCUUGAUAAGCCCCAAUAUCUUCAGCGAGUUUCAAAAGAAGCUUAGAUUACAAAGCUUGCCUCGGGUGCGGCCACAAUAUGUGAUCCAACGCAUGAAGCCAUUGAAAGAGUCCGGUCUUUUAUCUACUUUUUCAUCAUUUUUGAAAGGCUACAAUGACGAACCUCCCGAACCAACAGACCAGGAGAUUGAAGCAACUCUUUCGACUACCGAUUGCGUCAAAUCAGUGAAUGUUUCUGGUAUUUUCGACAAUGUUUCAAGAAGUUCUCCGUCACAAUUGAGGAAGUUUAUCAACAUUGUUUUCGAAUGUUUCCCGGAGUAUACAGACGAGAGCAAGAGAUACUUUGAAACUGAAUUGAUGUUCUUGUUUGAGAUCCAAGUAUGUUUCUCUUUGAUCAUCGACGAUACAGAAGUGACUAAUCAAGUAAUCGACAAGUUGUUCCAUUACUUAUCAAGCGACCACUUCACAAAGAAGGGUUACAUUCGUCUUUGCACUUAUUUAUUUUUGCUUGCAAGACAAAGCGACGGUUCAUGCAAGGAUGCUGUUUUGAAGAGCAUCAACCAUUUGGCAACUUUUGAUAGAGAAGUGAUCAGCAAGCACGGUGCUUCGUUGAUCCGCACAAUGUUUUCUUUGAUUGACCAUGACUCAAGUUUGAAAGAACUAGUCCUCGAGGACUCAUACUGGCAAUUGUUGCGAGUAUUGGGAUCAGUACCUGAUUACGCAGAAGAUAUUUUAGAUCUUGUCGAAUCGAUUAUCAAGCACUCGCCAGAAGAGAUUACAGAUCAAAAUUUUAUUUCGUUUUUGGGAUUACUAGAUGAAAUCUCAUCUCUUGGUGCGGUUGGAGCUCAACUAGAGCAAACUAAAGAACACCCCUCUCCAGGACGCCAAAACCAAGCACAGGAAGAUGAAGAGAUAAUGAAUAUGGUUAAUUUGUCGAAGAAGUCUGUGGAAUUGACUGGGGAAUUAGGCGCUGUUCGCAAUAAACUGUCAUAUCCAUUUAUUCAAGCGUUGGCUCAUCAAUGUUUCAAUCCUUGCAGAAAAGUGAGAGCUCAUGCAAUUAAAAUAUUGCAAGCUUCGUUGUUAUCGAGCACUUUCAGUGAAGAAUACUCAGCAUCAGGUGUUUACGAGUACGGAUUAUUCCCGUUGAUGGCAGAGUUGGUGAAGGAUGAUGUUUUCCAUACAGACUUGAAUGGGUUUUCAGAGACGCACGUUCAAAUCCUCAGCUUGCUCAGUAAGGUGUUUUUACAAUACCACUCGUCAAUCAGUGACGUCGACAAGCGCAAAGUAUGGUUCGGCAUUGUGGACAAUUUCGUGACCGUCAACCAGAUGAAUGCAAAAUUCCAAAAGGAAGAAGUGCGCGAGCCCAGCGAAGAGGUGAUGAAGAACAUGAUUUUGGUUUUGCAGAACGACUUUCUCAACCAAGAGAAUUCAGACGUGUGGGAGCAGACCUGGCGUCGACUCGAGCCCAUUUACCCGGGGAUGAAAGAGGCAUUGGUGGUCUAA